This is a messenger RNA of Myodes glareolus (Bank vole), 8135 nucleotides long. The record is from RefSeq and is a predicted model, not a curated record. Lineage: Eukaryota; Metazoa; Chordata; Mammalia; Rodentia; Cricetidae.
UGAUUUUAAGUUUGUCUGUCUGAGCUUUGCCUCAGAAGAUGCAAGUCUUCACUGGUGAGGCUGGGCCCGGCAGACCCCAAGCAUCCUCCGUGUUCUCACACACCAUUGAGAUAAGGAGAGUGAGUGACAGGAGCCAGGGACAAAGUCUGGCAAGCCUGCUGCUUCCAGUGCCCCAGUGACUUCGGACCACAAGGGUGUGGUGGGCCGUGAAAAGACACAGCAAAUUUUAAAGCGUUAAUAUUUUGAUAGGGUCAAAAUGAAGGUGCCUGUGUUUGAGGAUGUAAAAGAUGAGACUGAAGAGGAAAAAGUGGAGGAGGAGGAAAAGCAGGAGGACAAGGUGUUUCUUAAGCCUGUUAUUGAAGACCUAAGCAUGGAACUGGCCAGAAAGUGCACCGAGCUCAUUAGUGACAUCCAUUAUAAAGAAGAGUAUAAGAAGACCAAGGACAAGUGCACCUUUGUGACUGAUACUCCUAUGCUAAACCAUGUAAAAAAUAUUGGUGCUUUUAUUUCUGAGGCAAAAUACAAAGGAACCCUUAAGGCUGAUCUUUCCAACUGUCUAUAUAAGCAUAUGCCGGCCACCAUUGACAGCGUCUUUGCAAGAGAAGUAUCCCAGCUUCAGAGUGAGGUUGCCUACAAGCAGAAGCAUGAUGCUGAGAAAGGGCUCUCGGAUUAUGCCCACAUGAAGGAACCUCCAGAGGUGAGACAUGCCAUGGAGGUCAACAGACACCAGAGUAAUAUUUCUUAUAGAAAAGAUGUGCAGGACACCCACACGUAUACAGCGGAACUUGAGAGACCGGAUAUCAAGAAGGCUACUCAGAUCUCCAAGAUCAUAAGCAAUGCGGAAUACAAGAAAGGGCAAGGCAUAGUGAAUAAAGAGCCGCCUGUAAUCGGAAGACCAGACUUUGAACACGCGGUGGAAGCCUCUAAGCUUUCCAGCCAGGUUAAAUAUAAAGAGAAAUUUGAUCACGCACUGAGGGAGCAAAGCCACUGCUACAACCCGCUGGACAGUGCUGCUUUCAGACAGCAGCAGCUCGCCACUGCCCUGGCAAGUGAAUGGGAAUAUAAAAAGGAUUUUGAGGAGAACAAAGGGAUGUAUCACUUUGAUGCCGAGGCCACUGAACACCUGCAUCACAAAGGCAAUGCCAGCCUCCAGAGUCAGGUGAAAUACAGAGAAGAAUAUGAGAAAAAUAAAGGAAAGUCCAUGCUUGAGUUUGUGGAGACGCCAUCGUAUCAGGCUUCAAAGGAGGCUCAGAAGAUGCAGAGUGUGAAAGUUUACAAAGAAGAUUUUGAGAAGGAGAUUAAAGGGAGGUCCUCGCUGGAUUUAGACAAGACUCCUGCAUUUCUACACGUGAAGUACAUCACCAACCUGAUGAGGGAGAAAGAAUAUAAAAAAGAUUUGGAAAAUGAAAUAAAAGGGAAAGGGAUGGAACUUAGUUCCGAAGUUCUUGACAUUCAGAGAGCAAAGAGAGCGUCUGAAAUGGCCAGCGAGAAAGAAUACAAGAAGGACCUGGAGUUGGAAAUUAAAGGGAAAGGAAUGCAAAUUGACACUGAUACUCUUGAAAUACAACGAGCCAAAAACGCUGCCAAGAUAGCCAGUGAGAAAGACUAUAAAAGAGAUCUGGAGACAGAAAUUAAAGGGAAAGGAAUGCAGGUCACUGCAGACACUCUGGAUGUUCGGAGAGCUAAGAGGGCAUCUGAGAUGGCCAGCCAGAAGCAAUAUAGGAAAGACUUAGAGAAUGAAAUCAAGGGGAAAGGGAUGCAGGUGAAUAUGGACAUCCCAGAUAUGCUUCGAGCCAAGAGGGCGUCUGACAUCUAUAGCCAGAAAAAGUAUAAAGACGAAGCUGAGAAAAUGCUUUCCAAGUAUUCCACUGUGGUAGACACUCCUGAAAUCCAGAGAAUCAAGACGACACAACAAAACAUUAGCAAUAUAUCUUACAAGGAUGGAGUGGGAGCUGGCACAGCCCUAAGGAACACUCCAGAGAUUGAGCGGGUGAAGAAAACCCAGCACAAUAUCAGCUCACUCCAGUAUAAAGAUCAAAACUAUAAGGCCACUCCAGUAACCAUGACCCCAGAAAUAGAGAGAGUGCGGAGGAACCAGGAGCAGCUGAGUGCGGUCAAAUACAAAGGAGAGCUAAAGCAGCCAACUUCCAUUUCGGAUCUACCAGAGCUGAAGAGAGUGAAGGAAAACCAGAAGAAUAUCAGCAAUGUUUAUUAUAAAGGUCAACUGGGAAGGGCCACGGCUUUAAGCAUAACUCCUGAAAUGGAAAGAGUGAAGAAGAAUCAAGAAAAUAUUAGUUCGGUGAAAUACACGCAGGACCACAAGCAAAUGAAAGGCAGACCAUGUCUGAUCUUAGAUACACCUGCUUUGAGACAUGUUAAAGAAGCACAAAACCAUGCUUCUAUGGUCAAAUAUCAUGAAGAUUUUGAGAAGACGAAGGGGAGAGGCUUCACUCCCAUCGUGGAUGACCCAGUGAUGGAGCGGGCGAGGAAGAACACCCAGGUUGUGAGCGAUGCUGCCUAUAAAGGAGUCCAGCCUCAUGUCGUGGAGAUGGAUCGGAGACCUGGGAUCAUUGUGGACCUCAAAGUAUGGCGCACAGAUCCUGGUUCCAUCUUCGACAUUGACCCCCUGGAGGACAAUAUUCAGUCUAGAAGUCUCCAUAUGCUCUCUGAAAAGGCGAGUCAGUACCGGAGACACCUGUCUCGUUCCCAGUCCAGCAGCACUUUUGGUACAGGUCUGGGAGAUGACAAGUCGGAGAUCUCCGAGCUCUACCCUAGCUUUUCCUGCUGCAGUGAAAUAACCAGGCCGUCUGACGAAGGAGCCCCUGUUCUUCCUGGAGCUUACCAGCAGAGUCACUCCCAAGGCUACGGGUACAUGCACCAGACCAGCGUGUCAUCCAUGAGGUCCAUGCAGCAUUCACCCAACCUAAGGACCUACCGAGCCAUGUAUGACUACAGUGCCCAGGAUGAAGAUGAGGUCUCCUUCCGAGAUGGUGACUACAUUGUCAACGUGCAGCCGAUUGAUGACGGCUGGAUGUAUGGCACCGUGCAGAGAACCGGGAGAACGGGCAUGCUCCCGGCCAAUUAUAUUGAGUUUGUGAAUUAAUUCUUCCUCCUCGCCCUUUGAGCUUUAUUCUGAUGUAUUCUAAACCCAAUCUUUUUAAAAGAUAGAAGAUACUUUUCAGAUAACUUGGCAAUUAUUUUCCAAUAAUGUAUCCUUACUUUGACAAUUAGACACACAGGUACCAGGAGAAAGGAAUGACUUUUGGGCUGGAAACAGCAGCAUCCAUAGUAAUUCCUGUAAACAAAACCAUUAGGUCUGGAGACCUGGUGCUGCUAAUUGUGUUUGUGGUUUCAUUUAGUUGGCUAUUCAACCCUUCUGGGAAAUGUAUUUUUGUAGACUUUAAUAGAGAUGUUGAUUGUCCCUUACAUGUAACAAGUGUAUGAAACUUCUUAGCUGUCACCUGGAAUCAUCUGAAGCCAAUUCUCAUAGUCCAACAACACAGCCAAUAAUUUAAAAAUUGUUCAGCUUUUGAAUCAUUGGGUAAUUUUCAAUUCAAGUGAGAAUUGCCUAAUAUAAUAAAUGGGAACAGUGGCAGAGCAAGUCUGGCUAAAAUCAUAUUGACUGUAGCUUUUGGGAGCCCUUUCCCUAGGCUCACCAGGAUCUGGUUAUUUCUCAUUUGUUUCAGGGUAUAGCCUAUAUUUCUCAGUGUUUCUUGGUAUUUCACAUGCGUUUCAUGGCACAGCCAAUCUCCAUUUACAUUCUGUGGGGGCAGAGCACAUCAGGUCCCCAGACUAUCAGGACCAGUAACUUCACAGCUACUCUGCAAAAGGCAAAGUUCAAUGUCAUCUGUAUUAUUUCCCUUGUAGCCUCUACCCUGUUGCAUGUCUAGUGGGCUUAAGCUUCCGUAAUGUGGCAGCUGCUUGCCCAUCCUUGUUAUAAAAGUCAGCUGUGUGACUGUUCUCGCCCUGCCCUUUCUUAUAGUUGCCAGCUCAUAAGAAAACAUUUUGAAAAGUUGCUUGAGACUUUCUUGCUGUAUUAAACUCUAGCUUUGAAAGACUCAUGCCUGAGGAAUCACACAUAUACUCUAGUAAAUAGAAGACUUACGUAUUUACUGGAUAGCUUUCGCUCACUUAAUGCUACCGUUGAUUUAAAAGCGCAGUAAACUGGACAGCAUUCUGUGUAAGGGGAAAUGGAGUCUAUAGUAUACCAGAGGGAAAACAAAAUACAAAGCAGUAAGUAGAAGUUUGCUCCACAAUUCGACAAUUUGAUCUUAUAUUUUGGCAAUUGGUCUUCAGACUCUGGGAUGGAAAUAUAGCCACUAAGUCUGUCUAUAAAAAGGAUUCCUUUCCCAACCUUGGUUUUCAUUUUUUAAAUCACAUUCAGGAUUAGAUAAAAAAAUCAUCAGUGAUUUUUUUUUGGUGCAACCAACAGAUUAUUCACUAAGAAAGAAAUAGAUGUCUUGUUUUGAGUGAGUGUGCAGGGUUUUUAUAAGUCACAGCCCCAAAUAGAACCAUUACUAUUGUAUCUUAAAUUUGCUCUGCAGUCUACAGUCGAAGUUAGUGGAUGUCGAAGUUUAUCAAACUCUGUUUUUCUCAUAGUGCCUCCUACUGUGACUAGAAGCAGGGUGGCACUUAAUUGAGAUGUGAAGCAGGAAAAAGCAGUUCCAAAAUUGUGAGAAGAUACUGGGAUUGUGGGACUAUCCACGCAAUGUGUUCAAGGAAAUUAACAAAGCACCCACCAGUGAAAAACAUUUGAAUGAAAUGUUUAUGAGCCCAAACUCAAAGCUGAUUUAUUGAAAACUUUGAAAAGUGAGUUUAUACUUUUGAAAAUCAGUAGUUUCAUUAGAUUUGCCUUAAAGAAAAGUUUUAUUACAAUGAGCUGUGUUUCUGUGAUACCGAUAGAAUGUUGAAAAGAAAAAAUAACUGAGAUUUUCCUGGAAAGGGUUUUUAUAGCUUUGUAAAUAAACAGCUGAGCUAAUUUUCUGUCAUUUGAAUAGCCAGUCAUGAUUAACCUUCCUGUUUUCAUGUCUUGAACACACACCUAAAAAACCAAACUGCACCUGCAAUAAUUUUACAAACAUCUUUAAACUAAUAGCAAGAGUGAUAAGCUGGCUCAUUUAUGUUAUGUGUUUUUAUGCUCCCCCAGGCAGACCAUUUGUGUGUGUUUGUGAUUAUUAAAAAGAGUCAUUGUUGAUUAAAACUUCAGGCUAAAUGAAGGGAAGGUAUGAUUUUUGAUAAUUGUGUGCAGGAAGCUCAACUGAAGCCGACUUUGAAAUGAUGCUGGACAUCAGCUAGUCCCCACAAAGUAGCAGCUCAAUGGCCCAUGUUUUUGACACUUAUUAAUUUCAAAGUCAGAUUUGAUGAAUGUGAAAGUCAGUAUAUAUUUUGGAAAUCAGUGUCUUAAAUGUUGAGCUUUACGUAAUGUUUGCAUAGCAAGAUAUUUCUAUUUUAAGUCUUUCUGAAUUAAGAUCUGAUCUGGAUUCAAUAAGGGGCAGUUAUUCUCAAUAUAGACUGAGGCAGAACCAGACAUUGCAUGCUCUUGAGGUCAUGCAUUGAUAGUCGUGACACUGUUACCAGCACAUGUAAGGAUGUUACCCAGCUCAUCAGAAAAGAGGAGCCUAGAUGUGUCAUAUCCAGAUGCCAUCUUUUCCAGCAUCAUUAGAAAAUGCUAUAUUUUUUUUUAACACACUUUCCACACACCUCCCUCCCCCUUGCAGUUUGGCAGCCAGUAUCUCACAUGUAACACUGACAGCUAAAAAUGAAUUUAAAACAAGCCCUUUAGAAAUCAAAUUAAGGGAAACUAAAUGCCAAGCACAGAGAGCAUGCACCUGUUCCUAAAUGCGGUGGUUUCUCAAGCCUGACAGACGCACAAAAAGAUGCUUGAGACACUUCUCAAAGACUCUGAAGACAAAUGUAUUUGGUUCAUAUUCCUCUUGAGAAAAGUUUAACAACAGAAUAUAAUGCUUUUGUUGUAAGCUUUUGUAGUAGAUUUGAAAAAAACUAUUUCUUUUUCUCCAGAGAGCUUACUAUUUCUAACCUGUGACAAAAUGAAUACUUCAUGUCCUCAUUGUGUUCGUACGUGUGCAGCAGACCCAGUUGGAAUUUCGAUCUGGUUGUCAUUCUUCACAGAGCCCCUGCAUCUUCUCAUAUAUCUCAGCCUCCACAGAGCACCCAGGAAUGUCUAAGCACAAUUUCCCAAGCACCCUGUGUGGGGAUGGGUGAGAUUAGGACAGUCCCUCUCUCACCAAGGCCCUUUGUUUCAAGAUGAUGAUGUCAUUUGGCCAGUUGUACUAAAGUCUUUCAUUCCAGAUCUUCUCUGUCCUGAGGUUCAUAACACUCCAGGAAUGCUGGGAAAAUCUUUUCCACCAGUGACACACCCAGUGUUCAGGUUCCUCCACCUCUAGUGGAAUGCUUUCAGUGAAAUGAUAAAGAAUAUAAGUAUGAUCUUUAAUAAUGCAGCCCUAUAUACAGUGGAUAUAGUUUAUACUAAUGUUCUAAUAUAGAUAUAUACAAAAUAGGUGCCUUUUUGAUUACACUUGUUUAUCGUUAUGGUCUUGGAAAGGAAACCAAGCAAGUAAGCUUCUGCAUAUUCUAUAACAAUAUUUUAUGAUACAUGAUUGCUAUUUUUGUGGUGAGAAGUGGGAUGCCCCUAACUGAAAGAUGUUACAGGUUGUAUUUUCCUUCUUAAGGUUUAGAAUUUUAGAAAAUACCGACUUCUUCCAUUUUCUGAAAAGUUGGGUUUUUUUCUUGUGGAUUUAUAUAUAGUGGAGAAAUAUAAGCAUUAAGUUUAAGUUUGGGGUUUAAAAUAUUUAUGGUGAGAUAGAUUAAUUAUAUUAUGAGGCUGAAUUCACUGCGUAUGAUGAGCUUUUUGACUUGAUCUUGUUUUACUGUCUCUGAUAAUCUGAAUGUGGCUGCACUGCACUUGUAUGGGAUAAUACAACGUGAUGAGAAAGCUUUAGUUGAGUAGGAAGCUAUGUAAACUAAUUUAAGAUGCUAAAUGAAAACCUCUCUGCAGGAUUCCAUGCCCCUUAGGGCCCUUUUCCAGGCAAGUAGCUGUUAAUAACUGACGACCGAAAGAGUCAAGACAUUGUGGGUAUAUCCUGUGGUCAUCAUUCCGGGGCACGAGAUGCUAGAAUCCUCAGGCUUCCCUGGGUAAAUGUCCUUCCCAACUGUCCAUGACUCCAGUCUAUCGCCAGGACUCCACAUGCUUCCUGCAUCUGAUGGAUGGUAUCCUGUUUGCAUAGCACACACAUCACUGUUGUCAAUUAUUGUUAAAGAUGGUUUCCUUUAAAAGAGAGAGAGAAAACUGCAAUGCAGCCGCCUUCCUUUGUGUCCAUACAAUGGAUUGCUAAGCAUUUUGGAAGUAGCAACAAGUGUGUAACAGGCAUGAUACUUGUGGAACCGUUGGCUUUUGACCUGUGAUAAAAACACAAAUUGGAAUGGUGUACUUUGGAUUCUGUUUGCUUUGAAAUAUGUACAAUUGUGGUUGGUGAUUAAUUUGUAAAACUGUACUAACUUUGAGAACAUAAUGAUUUUGAAAGAAGCAGUAACUGUUUUUUCAUUGGAAGGGGAUCACAGAAUGAUAUAAGGUUAUUAGUAUAAUUUGGCUUUUGUUAUGCAAAUUGUUAACACCAGCUAUUAAAAUAUAUUUUAGUAGAAAUGCUUUAAUUCAUGUUUUUUUUCCUCUACACUGUGAAUCUUUAAGCCUUGGUGGACCAGAGGCACAUUGUGAUGUCCAAAGGACUAACCUAUGCAAAUGAGUUCACAUCUUAUUGCUGUCAGAGUAAACAUGUGCUAAGAAAUGAUUUCUCCUCAUAAUGCACAGCAGUAUUGAAAGAGCACGGAAGCCUGGCCUCCCACGCAUUACACUGUAGCCCCUCACAGUCCCUUCAAGGCCACCAAAACCAUUAGCAUUUGUGGAAAUCAGAUUGCUAUCAAUUGAAACUACUGGAACGACGCCAGGAGGAAAAUGACAGACAGGCAUCUUGGCUGUGGCUUUCAUAGAACUAUGUUCUCACAUAUUCUCUCUUCAGGGUCUUGGUAUUCUGUGUCUACUACAUGUGUUUGUAAAGGAUUUAUGAUGCAUUAAUUUCCUAUCAACACAUUUGGUUUGCUUAAAUAAAUACAGAAUGUAA